AUGGACUAUCCGAACACAAGUCCCGAUGCCGAUGACCGUUCCAUCUCUGUCUAUACGGGCUCUCCUUACACCGCGGACGGCCGGAAAGACUCGGUCAUCCAGAUGGAUCCGAAGAAGAGGAAGCGCAAUUUUAGCAACAGGACUAAGACAGGUUGCAUGACUUGCCGGAAGCGGAAGAAGAAGUGCGACGAACAGAAGCCCGAGUGCAUCAACUGUUUACGAGGAGGAUUCCUCUGUGCCGGAUACCCGCCGCAGAGGGGACCGGUGUGGCAGAAGCCUGAUAACAAGGCAUCCGCGAUCCCCUUGGAGUCAAAGGACCCAAGCUACGUCCCUCCCGGCGCAUAUGGCAUGCCCCAGCAGCAACCCUCGCAGCAACAAUCAUCCCAGUCCUCCCAGUCGCAGCAAAACCCGUAUGCCACACCGACAUCGGCGACCUCGCAACAGCAGCCGCCGCCGCCCCUUCCCCAGCCUCAUAAGCGCGACCCAAUUUCGUCGUACCGAGGCCAGCCUUUGAGGAUCGACCCUCCGCAGGGGCGACCCUUGGUCUCCGACGAUGAUAGGCACACGGCAUCAACCAUCCCUAGCGCAUCUGUUGCGAGUCCGGAUAAUAAGCUGUCUGCUCUCUCCUCGUAUACCCCCGGCGCGAGCGUCUUCCCCACCCCGUUAGCGCCAAUGCGGGGCCGGCGCCUCCCUUCUCGGAACGAGUAA
Molecule: messenger RNA, 708 nt
Organism: Parascedosporium putredinis
Lineage: Eukaryota; Fungi; Ascomycota; Sordariomycetes; Microascales; Microascaceae
Source: the annotation of a GenBank genome assembly